AUAAUACAUAAAAGGAGGUAUACCUUACAAAGGUAUGCUUUCACAUUUUAGAAUAUCACGAAUAUUCGCUUGUCAUUCUCUAACACCAAACACGAGUUCCAUGGCGAAGGCAAAAUGUGGUAUCGAAUGCGCCACAACUAAAGAAGCCGAAUACUUUCUUCUAGAAAUCUCAACAAAGUUACAUCAAUGGAGCGCGACACCAAUAAAUCAUCACUGUGAUAGUUGAACAAACGAGACAGGGAAAUGUGACAUUUCUCGUAUGACCAAACAUUUCAAAUGUUUGGUCAUAAACACGGAGGGCUAUCAGUAAGUACACGGACGAAAGGAUGCAGUGAAGAUAAUCUGGAGCAUUCGUCGUGCGAAGAUACCGUGCUUGGAUACCGUGAGAUUACGGACAAACAACAACCGACAGUCAGUGACCUGGGGUUUACUGACUGGGAUCAGGUGUGGUCUGGUGGGGGAGAGUCGUCGAGUCAGAGGUCUAGGUUGCUAGCUGCCGGUCAGAGCGACAGGUUCCCUGGGUCCGGACGAGAAAUUCAAGCAUAAAGUGCUGCGCAUUCGACCAUAGACCUCGGAGCCCAGUGCAGUCAGGAUUUCAGAGUCGGCAGUGUGUCUGCCGGGAACAGUUCACACGGAGGCUGCACACUGGAAGCAGAUUCGAUUUCUCGUCGAAGAAAUCGAGUGUCCUCGCUGCUUUGUGAAGCUCGAGCAGGGGCUCGAGAGCUCGCAGCUCCCGAUAGAGGGACCUGGACCUUCGAGUGGCUCCUCUGGUUUGGAGUCUCUUAUGACUGAAAAACUGAAAAACUGCUCCGAUUGACGAAGAAAAACUGUUCGAGUGAAGGAGAGGGAGGAAAGCACUUUCAUCAUCGCCAGUCGAGACCCGAAUGAACAGACGACGAUAAAGUCUGCGGAGGGUACUGUGAAGCUCGUGCCUGCCUGGGUCAUCCAUCCGUCGGAACACUGUGUUUGUCGUGGGCUGAGAUCAUGGAUAACGCGAAAGAGGAGGAGAUGGCUCAACCGCUGAUCCAGCCGAAGCCGAAGCGGCAGCAUGUGAUGCACGAAGGUUUUAUGAAGUAUUUGGUGGCGUUCGAGUUCUUGGAGAGAAUAGCUCUGAGAGGAGUACAGACGAUCCUGGCUCUGUUUUUGCUCGAGAGCUUGCACUUCAGCGAGGUGGCGGCCACAGAGAUCGUGCACUUCUUCCUCAUCGGAUCGUUCGUCAGCCCGUUCAUCGGCUCCUUUGUCAGCGAUGGCUUCCUGGGCAAUUACGUGGCCUGCUACAUUUUCUCCUACUGUGAACUUGUGGGACAUAUACUGCUCAGUGUGGCGGCCAUACCAAUCGUCAGUUGGCAGACCUCUGCAGUGAACCACGUUAUGGUGCCGAUGGCGCUGGGACUGGUGGUGCUGGGAACUGGAGCUCUGAAGCCGUGUCAGGUCACAUUCGGAGGCGACCAAAUGAGCCACAGCUUCGACCAGAAAAAUGGCCCCAACACCUCGGACGCCACGAAGAAGGAGGCGAGUCAUGAGUUCUUCUCCGCGUACUACAUGGCCAUGAAUUUGGGCACGCUCUUCAGUGCCGUCGUUGCGCCCAUCAUCCGAGCUCAAGGCCACGGCAACUACUUCUACGCCUUCCUCAUGCCUGCGUGCUCGAUGGCCUUGGCCAUCACAUCCUUCUGGCUCGGAAGAAAGACUUACUACUAUCGACCGAUUCCGUCAUUAAUUCGCGAGAGUGGUGGUGACAACGAGCCAACGAAGCGCGAUGGAGAUUCGUCGUGGGGCACGGCGGAAGAGAGCGCCAAGCUCGUGGCUGCUGUGGAAACUUCGUACAUGGAGGAUUUGAAGGAUACGCUGUUAGUGCUUCUCAUCGUCACGCCCUGUCCUUUCUUCACGGCCAUGUUCUUCCAAACGAGCUCCACUUGGGUGUUCCAGGCUCGGACCAUGGACGGUCACGUGCCCCUCUUCGGCGGCUUCACCAUCGAGCCCGACCAACUGCCGGCGUUGAAUCCGAUUAUGGUUUUCGCGAUCAUCCCUCUGAUGGACCAAAUCGUGUAUCCCUUCAUUGAGAAGUACAUUUGCCCGCUGCCAAAUUUGACACGUAUGGUGUGGGCACUGGUCGCGGCCUCGUUAUCUUUCACUGCAUCGGGUAUUCUUCAAAUGUAUAUCAACGCGAGUUUACAAGAGCAAGAAGGGAACGGGCUUCAUGCUGAGCAGGCAGAUGUUUCCCUUCUUUGGCAGAUUCCACAGUACUUCUUCAUCAGUUUGGCCGAGACACUCAUGUUCAUUCCUGCCAUCGAUUGGGCCUACCAAGAGGCUCCUGCAUCCAUGAAGACCGUGGUUCAGGCUGCACUUCACUUCUAUUCUGCCAUAGGGAAUGUCAUUACCAUCGCAGUCGUUGCCAUCAUUGGAAGUGGUGGGUCGAAGGUCACCGAGUCUUUCGCCUUCGUGGUUUUGGGUUUGUUCGGAACUGCCGUAAUGGCUGUUUUCAGCUACACGUACGUCCCCCGACAGAGGAGACUCGCGAAAAGACGAGAAAGCACGGGCACCGAAGCUCUUGAGUGGCGAUCUUGAAGGCGAGAGUUCAUUAAAAAAUCCUCCAGUGCAGAUAUGGAAAUCUUCAGUUGCGAUCACCAAGCAGACAAUCCAGGGCAAGCUCGGGUAAUGAGAAGGAAUCCGGUAUUGUAGCUCGGGAAGCUCUCGAAAUUUUGAUGGUCAUGUAUAAUAUUCAGUACCAAAACUGGAUCUAGUGUUAAGCUCAUUGUAUUAUAGGAUGAUUCAAAUGCUUCUUCGGGUAAGUAGGGUUUAAGCCCACGUAUAUUAUAGUGACUCAUGCCCGGGCGAUUUCGCAUGUUGGCUCGCCUGUGAGCAUUAUUCAGACCGAGUGAGGUCGAAUCUGGAUCGACUGUACUUUUAGUAGACAGAGAAUACUUGUUCACCCAUUAGUUUUGUUAACCAAGUGAACUUGUACUUUUGGUAGACAGAGAGAAUACUUGUUCACCCAAAAGUUUUGUUAAGCAAGUGAACCUGUACUUUUAGUAGACAUAGAGAAUACUUGUUCACCCAUGAGUUUUGUUAACCAAGUGAAAUAAUCUUCUAAUUGCAGUGCGUCUGUUCGGAUUCUGGUGAGCGUUUGCAAAGAUGUAUUGCGACGAGAGAAUGCACUCUCGAUAUGUUGUCUUCCCUGCAAAUAGCUCAGACAUAUUUGAAGGUGAGAUCGUCAGAUAAACCAAAGCAGCUGAAUGAAGAGCAAGAAAUCACUCUUUGUACUCACUCCAAAUGUUACGCCUUCUUGUUCAGAGAGAAUUCUGUCUUUGAGCUGAGGGGGCCAGCAGUGCCUCCUUCAUCCUGCUCAACGCACUGUCAACUAUCUGGGAUGUGACAAUCAACUCUUGAUGUUGGAGGGCACUCUUGAUACUUUGAGUAUGUGUAUAAAAUGCCCUGCUUCGUUUACUUGACCCUGAACCUCUCAAAGGUAGAAGACGGCAAAACACUCCUUCGACAGGAUACAAAUCCACAUUGCUGGACAUAUAUCUGUCUGUAGAAUGCUUAAGAAGAGUACUGGACAGUGGAACAUGCGAGGAACAGCCGAGGGCAUGGUAGGAUACAGCCCAUCAUCAAGUUAGCAUUGGGUUAUUUGGUUCAUACCAUAUAUCCAGGAAAAUUGGAUAUUCACCAAACGAAGGUGGGGUAAAUCAAACCCACGCCACAACCUUCAUAUAUGAGUAAGGUUCCAGCAUUCCUUGGAAUUGCAAAACGAGCAAAAAUUUACCACUAUUACUAGAGCUUUGAUAAAGUUGACAAAGCUAGAACAAGAGAGUGGCAUUGAAGAAGUCAACUGGAAAAUACUUUUGUUGAAGUCAAGGUUAAAUUAUAUCUGCCGCUCUUUUUGAGGAGACCUGCGAGAACUGAUCACUUUCAGUUACAUCCAGAUUGAAAUAAUUUAGGGUUUGGCAGCAGUGAUUACUAAACAUGAUGACGAAGUAUACUUAUUUGUUUCAGGUGCUGUAAGAGGCUCCAACCAUGAAACAGAGUCAAAAAUCAUUUUCAUGAAAAAGGACGUUUGGUAAAUAUCUGGGAGGUGUCAUAUAUCAAAAGUUAUUACUUGUAAACGUUUUUACUCUCAUCGUUCAUCGUCGAUCAUUAAAAUGAUUGACAAAUCAAUUAAGUUUACUGUAAUGCUUGCAGGAUAGGUCCUGAUUAGAGGCCAACAAUUUACUUCAAAUCUGCACCCAGACCAGAAUAUAACUCAGCAGCUACCUAUGCCCACCCAUGAUACUCAAAUUAGGCAAAAUCUUGGUUGGAUCGUGACAAACACUGCCCUUAGCAUUACUUGUGCGCACCCAUGGAAAAAUAAUGUCAUCCGAAACUCACCCGUAACCACGGUCAUGGGCACCGAAUGUUGGGCUCUGGUCCUGAUUAUACAUGACUAUGAUUUUGCGGUGAUGCAUAGACAUAUAACAAUAAACUGUGCUGCAAAUGAUUUUUUACGAAACCAAUGUACAAGAUGACCAAACUAGAGCUUGAUGCUAUGAUGAUGUAAAUGAUGGGAUGACUCUGGAUCGGCAGAGCUCAGUUGGUAAACUAGUCGGCAGGAUGUUGGCGCUUAUGAGCUAAUUCCAUUCUUUUCAGGUCAAAGAUUCAACAGAUCAUCGUGGACACCCAAGAUGAGAAUGGUUUGGUGGCAAAUUGAGACAUACGUGUUCGCCAUGUGACAAUGUGCCGGUGUUAUAUUUAAUGACAAGGAGCCGGAUUAUUUUCCAUAAAGAAUUCAUCGGUUUGGAUAAGAACGUUUACUCCUUCAACGAGUAUGAGAUGAUGAUUGUACUACUUUUAUCUCAAAGAGCUCAGUUGGUGAGACAUGCUCAAUGAGUUACGUCACUUUGGAGCAAAGCAAAUGUAUAGUCUGCUUUAGAAUCACUCUUAGUGGAAAGACUUGCAAACAAUGCUUCAACCGUAGUGUAUAGAUGCAUGGCAUGUUACUGUGUGCGAGCAUCAUUCAAUUCUUCUAAAUCAUAUAUUUAUCAUGGAACUUG
Messenger RNA from Marchantia polymorpha subsp. ruderalis, 5027 nucleotides. The record is from the annotation of a GenBank genome assembly. NCBI's taxonomy places the organism in Eukaryota, Viridiplantae, Streptophyta, Marchantiopsida, Marchantiales, Marchantiaceae.